This is a messenger RNA of Rubroshorea leprosula, 1802 nucleotides long. The record is from the annotation of a GenBank genome assembly. NCBI's taxonomy places the organism in Eukaryota, Viridiplantae, Streptophyta, Magnoliopsida, Malvales, Dipterocarpaceae.
AGUUCUUGAGUUUUUCUCUUCCUACUUUUCCUAUCUUGCUUACAUGUCAUGGGGGUUCACCGUCCAUUUGAGCCAAUCUCUAAAUGCAGCAGCGAAGGUCGGUCCAAUCAGACAGUGGCUGCCGACUUAGAUGGCACGCUGCUCGUGUCACGUAGUGCUUUUCCUUACUUUCUGCUGAUUGCUCUGGAAGCUGGCAGCCUCAUACGCGCACUCCUCCUACUAGUGGCAUGCCCCUUUUUGUAUUUUGCAUACUUGUUCAUCUCUGAAUCAUUCGCAAUCCAAUGUUUCAUCUUCAUUGCCUUCGCUGGGUUGAAAAUGCGAGACAUCGAGCUUGUUUGUAGGUCCGUCUUGCCAAAGUUCUACGCAGAAGAUGUUCAUCCGAAAACAUGGAGAGUUUUCAAUGCGUUUGGGAAAAGAUAUAUAAUCACCGCGAAUCCUAGAGUCAUGGUAGAACCGUUCGCCAAGACCUUCUUAGGUGCGGACAAGGUCAUCGGAACAGAGUUGGACGUAACCAAAUCAGGCAGAGCAACAGGGUUGGUGAAGAAACCAGGAGUUCUUGUCGGAGAACACAAAAGAAAUGCCAUCUUGAAAGAAUUUGACACCAACAACCCACCAGAUUUAGGCCUCGGAGAUAGAGAAUCUGACCAUGAUUUCAUGUCAUUAUGCAAGGAAGGAUAUAUGGUACCAAGGACAAAGUGCGAUCCUUUACCAAGAAACAAGCUUCUCAGCCCUAUUAUCUUCCAUGAGGGCCGGUUAGUUCAAAGACCAACGCCGGUCGUCGCCCUCUUGACCUUUUUAUGGCUGCCGAUCGGCUUCAUUCUCUCCCUUUUCCGAGUCUACACGAAUAUUCCUUUACCGGAGAGAAUUGCUCGGUAUAACUACAUGCUUCUUGGAAUCAAAGUCAUCGUUAAAGGCACGCCGCCGCCGCCACCAAGGACGGGACAAAGUGGGGUUCUCUUUGUAUGCAACCACCGUACCGUGUUAGACCCUGUUGUUACUGCCGUUGCAUUGGGAAGAAAAAUCAGCUGCGUCACUUACAGUAUCAGCAAGUUCACCGAAAUCAUUUCUCCAAUCAAGGCCGUUGCUUUGUCCCGGGAGAGAGAGAAAGAUGCCGCGAAUAUCAAACGGCUUCUGCAAGAAGGUGACUUGGUGAUAUGUCCAGAAGGGACCACCUGCAGGGAACCGUUUUUAUUGAGAUUCAGCGCUCUGUUCGCCGAACUGACGGACAGGAUCGUACCCGUGGCGAUUAACACGAAGCAGAGUGUGUUUCAUGGGACCACCGUUCGCGGGCACAAGCUUUUGGAUCCUUACUUUGUGUUCAUGAACCCGAUGCCGACCUACGAGAUCACGUUCUUGAAACAGUUGCCGACGGAGCUAACGGUCAAGGGAGGGAAAUCGGCAAUUGAGGUGGCGAAUUAUAUCCAGAGGGUGCUUGCCGGAACUCUUGGAUUCGAGGGCACUAAUUUUACCAGGAAGGAUAAGUAUGCUAUGCUGGCGGGUACAGACGGACGUGUUCCGGUGAAGAAGGAGAAGGAAAACCAAAAUGGAAAGGAGAAGGCUUGAGUAAGGAAAAAAUAAAAUUAAAGACAUCCUGUAGACUUUAUAUGAAAUUAUUUAAAUAUUUUUAAUAAAUUUUUUAUAUUAAUUUAUUAAAAAUAUUUAAAUAAUUUUAUAAAAAAUUUUAAUAUUUUAAUUUUAGGUCAUCUCAAAUUAUAUCUUUAGCAAAAAGAAAAAAAAAAGAGAAAAAUUUUAGAGCCAUGAAAGUUUAAAGGGGAAAUUACAAAUUAAGCAGAAAGCAGGAA